AUGAGCACCGCCAGCGAUUCCGUGGAUUCGCCAAAAUUGGUACUAACGGAAGAACCCAACAGCCCACCUUCGGGUGAUCAGCCGGACUGGCGCGUGAAAGCUUGUGAGCUUCUGGAAACCCAUAUAAAGAUGCUUAAGCAGAGUAAUAUCGAGUUGGCAAUGAAGUCGGCUGCAAUUUCUUGCUGUCUGGUGGAGUUACUUGGCGAUUUAUCUUUCCUUUCCAGAAGCGCAUCUGAAUCAGAAGACAAAAAUUGGCUAGUAAACCAGCUGGGUCAUGUAAUGCAGACCCAGUCAGUGAAUGCGAGCGAGUUGUUUAGCGAAUCCUGUCCCCCCGUUACUCCUUCUACCGACCACUCAAUAAUCUCGGACUCUAGCACUCCUGCGGAACCUUCCACGGCUCCUUCAGCCAAAAGAACAAAACCGGAGGCUGUUCGGCAGCAUAAACGGCGGAAAACUCAUCACGAACCGAAGGUGGACAUGACGUUGAAGCGAGAACUCAGCUGCGCCUUCGACGAAUCAGAAGACGAUGAGGCAGAGAGUGAGGAGAUUCCAAACGAAGAGCCAAUGAUGGAUGCAGCUGUUGUGCGCGCUGCUUUCCGGCUUUUUGCAAAACACAUUGGUCCAUCUCUCAAACGAGAGUACCGUACUGAAUACGGAUGCCCUCCCACGCAGAGUUGGCUUGCCAACCAACUGUUGGCCCGUUGGGACAAUUUGAGUCCUCAUGAGCGCCGAACUUACCAUAAACGACAUGUACAUAUCAGUUUCUUUUCCAUUGUUCAACAGGAUUCUGGCGAUGCUAAGUCAGUUAACAACGUGGGACAUCUUCGUCGCUUAGGCAUCAAUGUUGACCGUUUGGAAUCGGAGCUGAACUCGGCCGUGGCGAAAGAUGCUCGGUAUUGGCUGGAAAAUGACACGAAAAUUCGGGCUGUGGAACAAGGCGUCCCAACGUAUGAGCACUUCCGUCAACUGGUGGCCGGCUGUCAUCUACGUCCACUAGACAAAUCUGAGCUAACCAGUUUCAGCCAAGCCAGGUCUAGCUGGAACCAUGUACGAGCUGGAUGUCCCGUUGUAUCUGAUACGGAGACCACUUCCUGUGAUAUCACCUCUUCCCAAGAACCCAUCACACCACAAAAAUUCUACUCACACUGGCACACAAUUCGAAGGAAGAAACACUCAUCUGAUAACGAACAGCUUCAUGAGCUCAGUGAAUUUCUUCUCACUCAAGAUUCACUACUCCAUCGUGCCUUGUUCGACAGUGGGCUCGGUGUCAGUAUGCUUUCGGAGUUUCUGACUGUACUUGAGUACGCUUCGCAGCUGGACACCAUGCACUUUUCUUCUCUCAACUCAAGGACUGAGAUUUUAUCGGGUAUAGUUUCCGCGAUGAACGCUUUUUCUACUUCAGACCAGUUUCCUAUCGCUGUUGAUUUCUUAUCAGAAGAUGAAACCUGCUCCGCUCGGCAAUUGUUGGAUCGUAUUGCCGCUCUGGAGCCGGAUGCAUUAUCGUCCAAGGUGACAGAAUUGAAAUCGCACCUUCGCUUGUGAUACUAGGUCCUCAGUAAGCAUCCCCACUUUGGGUACGGAAUUUAACGUGUUCCGUAAUUUCUUUUCAGCUCUAUGUUUUAAUUCCCUGUCUAAUAUGGUUUACCUCUGCCACGGUAUUCGUCCUAUCCGCCUGUUUGUCUCACUGUUCUUAUGCUGCAGUAAUAUGGACAAUAAAAUCUCGCG
Messenger RNA from Opisthorchis viverrini, 1725 nucleotides. RefSeq lists its product as hypothetical. Lineage: Eukaryota; Metazoa; Platyhelminthes; Trematoda; Opisthorchiida; Opisthorchiidae. Bases 1 to 1542 code for a protein of 513 amino acids. Gene Ontology annotation, cellular component: outer dynein arm. The transcript is spliced from 4 exons. Gene Ontology annotation, biological process: inner dynein arm assembly; epithelial cilium movement involved in extracellular fluid movement; determination of left/right symmetry. The record is from RefSeq and is a predicted model, not a curated record.